This is a messenger RNA of Bombina bombina (fire-bellied toad), 3282 nucleotides long. RefSeq names its product heparan-alpha-glucosaminide N-acetyltransferase (gene HGSNAT). The record is from RefSeq and is a predicted model, not a curated record. The transcript is spliced from 18 exons. NCBI's taxonomy places the organism in Eukaryota, Metazoa, Chordata, Amphibia, Anura, Bombinatoridae. The coding region runs from base 538 to 2406 and encodes 622 amino acids.
UACUGCAACAAGCCAGAGCUGGUCCUGUGACUGACUGUAAGGGAGGAGAGGUAUAAGCAGGGAUAUAAGGGUGCUGAUAAUAUGCUUCAUAGGGAAUAAGCCUUGUAUUUAAUUAAUGGCAAUACAGCAGAUAACUGUACAGAUAUUUCAAAACAAGAAUUGAAUGUAAUAGAAAAUAAAACAAAAGUAUAAACUUCAAGUGCAAUGGUAGGUAGUGUGGAACAACAUAUACAAAACUCAAGGUUGUGGAAGGCACCAUUACAAUAUAGGGGAGCGGUAAACAGUGUAACAGGGAGAUAAGGCAGAGAGUGAACCAUUUAUAAGGAGCUGGUAUAGAGGAACUGCUAUGAGCAAGGAGCUUAUAUAAAAAUAAAAAAGGAAAACAAACACGAGGAAAAGUAGAGCUGGCAAGUGAGUUACUAGUUACAGAAAAGCCCUGGAAAGCAGAGAGGAAGUAAGAAAACGGAGGGGGAGGAGAAAGAAGAGGUGGAAAACACCCAGCAUACCAGUGCAGAGGAGAUCAGCGCUGUAAGGAAGAUGGGGUCAGUGUCUCCCACCUGCGCAUCCUCCUGCUGCUUCUUCAUAGUAUCAGCCCUGAGCCUUGUCCUGCUGGUCAGCUGCACUAGCAGCCGGGAUGUACACGAUAUUUCCAAGAGACCAACUCAUUUAAAGAUGGACCAAGCUUUGCUCCUGUUUAAUAGUGAAUUACACCAUGAGAAGUUUAAUGUAUUUUGGCGUUCUGAUCAGUGCUACCAGUGCCUGUAUCAGCGUUUAGUCAAUGCUGAAAUUGGAAGGCAUAAUUCAAGUGAUGUCACUGCAGUAGUUGAUACUCGUCAUCCCAUGAUGUUGCUGCUUAAUGAUACCAUGGGAAAGAGGGAGCUCUGUCGAAUACACUACAGUUUUAGAGAAUUCGGAAACUACACCUUGUGGGUAAGAAGCAACCUCUCUGUAACCUGUGAAAUAACCAUCAACCAUAACCCUAUCAACAGUUACCUCCCCAUCUUGAUAGCAUUUAUAAUUUAUUUGGCCCUUUUUAUUGUGAUAGCUGUGGGAUUGUUUGUGCUAAGACUUAACGUUGUACGAAAUUGGCUUUGUAAAAAAAUGAACCCUAUUGAAACAGACAGGCUAAUUAAUUCAGAGCUUGGAUCCCCCAACCGAGCUGAUCUGUGUACUGCGGAAUCCCCCCAAGGAAUAUGGAACUCAUCUUCUCAAAGACUCCGUUCUCUUGACACAUUCAGAGGGCUCGCACUUAUAAUCAUGGUUUUUGUGAAUUAUGGCGGUGGAGGCUACUGGUUCUUCAAACAUCAGAGUUGGAAUGGGUUAACAGUUGCAGAUCUUGUUUUCCCAUGGUUUGUAUUUAUCAUGGGAACCUCCAUUUCUCUGUCCUUAAACUCAAUGCUCAGGAAAGGCAACUCACGUUUGAAACUAUUUUGGAAAGUGUUGUGGAGAAGUAUUCAGCUGUUCCUCAUUGGCUUGUUUGUAAUCAAUCAGAAUUAUUGCAACGGCCCUUUGUCUUGGAGUGACAUUCGUAUCAUGGGUGUUCUUCAGCGUCUCAGCAUUACAUAUCUGGUGGUUUCGGUGUUGGAAUUAUUGUUUGCUAAACCCAUUCCAGAGACUCUACCCCAGAAUCGUACUUGUUUCCUGCUUCAAGACGUUGUUCUCUUUUGGCCUCAGUGGCUGUUGGUGUUUGUUCUAGAAGCGUGUUGGCUUUGUCUGACGUUCCUGUUACCUGUUCCUGGUUGUCCUUUGGGCUAUUUGGGUCCUGGUGGAAUUGGAGAUUUUGGCAAUUAUUCAAAUUGUACAGGAGGAGCAGCUGGUUACAUUGAUCGUGUUAUUUUUGGUGAAGAUCAUAUCUACCAGCAUCCAUCAUCCAAUGUGAUCUAUAAAACAACUAUUCCAUAUGAUCCUGAAGGAAUACUUGGAACCAUCAGUUCUGUUGUUAUGGCUUUUUUUGGGCUUCAGGCUGGAAAAAUACUUACAUUUUACAAGAAUCAGCACAAUCAGGUGCUCAUCAGGUUUUUUAUGUGGAGCGUGCUACUGGGCGUGGUGUCAGCAAUUUUAACAAAAUGCUCAACACAUGAAGGAUUUAUUCCAGUAAAUAAAAAUCUGUGGUCACUCUCUUAUGUGACAACUCUCAGUUGCUUUGGCUUCUUCCUCCUGUUACUUAUUUACUACUUGGUAGAUGUGCAAAAGCUCUGGUCUGGAGGUCCUUUUUACUACCCAGGUAUGAACUCUAUACUGGUUUAUGUGGGCCAUGAAGUAUUUGAAAAUUAUUUCCCAUUCAAGUGGAAGAUGACAGACACUCAGUCACAUGCGGAGCACCUCACUCAAAACCUUGUAGCAACUUCUAUUUGGGUACUCAUUUCAUUCAUCCUUUACAGGAAGCGGAUAUUUUGGAAGAUUUAAAAGGACAUUCAUGCUCUCAUCCAAUACAGAUGAGGUUUAAUCUCAUGAUUCAAGUAUUAACUGUGCCAUUUUACAAUCUUAUUGACUUUGUAGAUCAUGCAUUGGCUGACAGAGGAAAAUUCCAGUAUGAGAUGUCAGCCAUUUUGAAGCUUAUGGAAAAGGUUCCUUAAUAUAAAGGGACUGUUUUAAAGCUAAGUUUCUGUAGGUAAAAUAAUAUUUAUCUUAAGUGUGUGGAUCCUUUAAAGGGACAUUAAAGUAAUUUUUUUAUAUAUAUAUGCAUAGUGUACAUUAGGAAUUUAGCACCACAUUAAAGGGACAGUCUACUCCAGAAUUUGUAUUGUUUAAAAAUAGAUAAACCCUUUAUUUACCCAGUUUUGCAUAACCAACAAGGUUAUAUUAAUAUACUUUGUACCUCUGAUUUCUAAGCCACUGCAGACAGCCCCCUUAUCUCAGUUCUUUUGACAGACUUGCAUUUGAGCCAAUCAGUGCUGACUCAUAAUUAACUCCAUAGGAGUGAGCACAAUGUUAUCUAUAUAGCACACAUGAACUAGCGUUGUCUAGCUGUGAAAAACUGUCAAAAUGCAGUGAGAUAAGAGGCUGCCUUCAAGGCUUAGAAAUUAGCAUAUGAGCCUACUUAGGUCUAGCUUUCAACAAAGAACACAUAGAGAACAAAGCAAAUUAGAUGAUAAAAGUGAAUUGGAAAUUGCAUGCCCUAUCUGAAUCAUGAAAGUUUAAUUUGACUAGAAUGUUCCUUUUAAAAUAUAUGCAUAAAAAAUAGAUGUUUUAAACGCAUUUAAAAUGUUUAUUUCUCCAACAUAGGUGUGUCCGGUCCACGGCGUCAUCCUUACUUGUGGGAUAUUCUCUUCCCCAACAGGA